AUGGCCGAUAGAAGACGUGUCAAUGGUCCACCUGGUGGCACUCGCGCCCCAGUCUUUGCUUCUUUGCAAGAAUCCUCCACAGGCGCCGCAGAGCGCGCCCAGCGCCAGCGCCAACCCGCUGAACUACGGAAAAUCUUCCUGAAGACUGGAUUGAUUCCCACAGCCUCAGGCUCCUCAUAUCUCGAAUUCGAACCAUCCGCCUCCCUCGCCGCAGCACGCUCCAACCCCAAGUCUCUGAUCCCGCCAUCCUCAGCACUCAAGGUGGCCUGCACAGUUCACGGUCCCAAACCACUCCCUCGAUCAGCCGCAUUCUCUCCAAACCUCGUUCUCACCACCCAUGUUAAGUACGCGCCUUUCGCCGCCCGCAAGCGCAGAGGCCACAUCCGCGACGCCAGCGAGCGCGACCUCGGCGUACAUCUAGAGACCGCCCUUCGCGGCGCAAUCAUCGCCGAACGCUGGCCCAAGAGUGGUCUGGAUAUCACUCUGACUAUUAUCGAGGCUGAGGAUGACCGCUGGUGGGGCGAUGCUCCGGAUUCUCACGACGCCUCGUGGGGAAUGAUGAACGUUCUCGCUGGAUGUAUCACAGCUGCAUCAGCAGCCAUUGCAGACGCACAAAUUGAUUGUCUGGAUCUUGUUUCAGGUGGUGUUGCCGCUCUGGUCUCGGAUGACUCGAAGCAGUCUUCUUCCAGUGCCCCGCGGUUGAUGCUAGACAUUGACCCCGCGGAGCAUCGAUCUAUCCUCUCGGCUUGUGUGGUUGCGUAUAUGCCUGCGCGUGAUGAGAUUACUGAGCUGUGGCUUAAGGGUGAUAGUUCAAAGGCAGCGCUUGAGAAGGGCGAUACCCGCUCGAGUCAUGAGGCUUUGAUAGAUGGUGCUGUUGAUGCGGCUCGCGGUGCUAAUACGGUGCUGUCUGAGGCUGUUACGGAAUCUAUUGCGAGGUCUAUAGCGCAAGUUUAA
Penicillium brevicompactum is the source of this 954-nucleotide messenger RNA. RefSeq names its product 3' exoribonuclease family protein. The transcript has 2 exons. The record is from RefSeq and is a predicted model, not a curated record. Gene Ontology annotation, biological process: poly(A)-dependent snoRNA 3'-end processing; rRNA catabolic process; U4 snRNA 3'-end processing. Gene Ontology annotation, cellular component: cytoplasmic exosome (RNase complex); nucleolus; nuclear exosome (RNase complex). NCBI's taxonomy places the organism in Eukaryota, Fungi, Ascomycota, Eurotiomycetes, Eurotiales, Aspergillaceae. Bases 1 to 954 code for a protein of 317 amino acids.